This is a messenger RNA of Aegilops tauschii subsp. strangulata, 1192 nucleotides long. RefSeq names its product probable ATP synthase 24 kDa subunit, mitochondrial. Gene Ontology annotation, biological process: pollen development. The record is from RefSeq and is a predicted model, not a curated record. Lineage: Eukaryota; Viridiplantae; Streptophyta; Magnoliopsida; Poales; Poaceae.
UUCCGUGCGCGAUCGGACGGCGGGGCGAGGUCCUGGAGGCCACACAAAGCGCACCCAAGGCGCCGCCCCCAUUUCUCCUCCACCCCCCAUCCCCAUCUCGCUCUCGCGGCCGAGAGAUCGAAUCGGAGAAGAAGAAGGAGCGGAGAGGCCUCUGCUGCCCUAGCUCCGCCGCCCCCCACCAGCCAUGGCGCUCGCCGCUCGCCUCGUAUCCCGCUCCCGCCAGUUAUAUUCUGUCCAAGCUGCUUUGGCCAAUGGAGGUCUCACUCAAGUCCGCUCAUUUGCCAAGGAGGCAGCUCCUGUCAGCGGAGAUGACCUAUUGAAGGGCAUCUUUUUUGAGGUGAAGAAAAAGUUUGAGACCGCACUUGGGGUCCUUAAGAAGGAGAAGAUCACGAUUGACCCAGAUGACCAAACAGCAGUUGCUAACUAUGCCCAAGUCAUGAGGACUGUAAGAGAAAAGGCAGAUCUUCUUUCUGAUUCUCAGAGAAUUAAAUAUACUAUUGAGACUUUCACGAAGGGCAUCCCUGAUGCAAGGACGUACUUGGAUACCCUUCAGCAGCUCAGGAAAAAGAGUGGUCUCAUAGAUGAUAUGGGUAUUGAGGAUAUGAUGAUGGAAGCUCUCGAGAAAGUUGAGAAGGACAUUAAGAAACCUCUUCUGAGGAGUGACAAGAAGAACAUGGGUCUCCUCUUGGCAGAGUUUGACAAGAUUAACAAAAAGCUUGGCAUUCGGAAGGAGGAUCUUCCCAAGAUUGAGGAAAAUCUUGAAAUGGAACUUGCCAAAGCUGAGCUGACGGAACUUAAGAAGGAAGUUGUUGAAGCAAUGGAGGGCCAACUAAAGAGGGAGGAGUUUAAAGAUGAGGCGAUGCCUGACGUCAGGAAGUUGGACAUUAGAAACUUCCUCUAGGUCCCUGAUUGAUGAUAACCCUCGGGGUGACCGAUCUGUGAUUUUUCUUUUCAAGUGACGGCCGGUGCUGUAAGCCACACCGAAUGGAUGUUAUUGUUGCUUUUUGUAAUAAAACUGCACCGAAAAUAUGACAGUCAACCGUUGAGUUGGGUUGCUUGGUUACCUUCCGGCGUUGAGAGUUUUGUUUCUUAGGCUGGCAACGUGAACAUCAAGCGUUGCUGAAUAUGUGCCUGCGGCUGCUGUUGUAUGUAGUAGCCACACAUUAUAAUUAUAUGGGAUGUUCCAGUGUCU